Molecule: messenger RNA, 1638 nt
Organism: Blastomyces gilchristii SLH14081
Lineage: Eukaryota; Fungi; Ascomycota; Eurotiomycetes; Onygenales; Ajellomycetaceae
Product: acetamidase
Exons: 5
Coding region: 1-1638 (545 amino acids)
Source: RefSeq, a predicted model, not a curated record
AUGAGCACCCUGAAGCCAUGGGAAGAAAUUGUCGCCAAAAAAAGAUCGCUCAGGGACAAGGCUCUGAAUCCUUAUUUUGUCGAUGACAUCCAUCUCAGGCCCGAAAGAGUAGCAAAUGUUGCGGAUAGGUCUCGUAUCGAGCCCCAGGCUGCUCAGACUAUCACUGAAAUCGACAGCAUCGAGCGAUUGCAUGAGUCCGUCGGCCGGGGGGAAUUCACUGCUGAGGAUGUCACGCUGGCAUAUAUCAAGAGAGCAACAGUGGCACAUCAACUGACGAAUGCCCUCACCGAAAUAGUAUUUGAAGAAGCGCUCCAGCAAGCCCGGGAGCUUGAUAAAUCGUUCAAAGCAACGGGCAAGGUUAAGGGGCCGCUUCAUGGCAUUCCUGUCACACUGAAGGACCAGUUUGAUCUCAAGGGCGUCGAUUCAACACUGGGGUAUGUAGGGCGUUCCUUCUCGCCGGCGGCUGAAGAUGCUGCUCUGGUGCAGAUUCUGAAGAGCCUAGGGGCUAUCAUUCUUUCAAAGACAAACCUAAGAGUAUCAUGGUGCUGGUGUGAAACCGAAAAUCCCCUUUUCGGCCUGACUGUGAAUCCACGCAACUCUAAAUUCACCCCUGGAGGCUCGACUGGUGGAGAAAGUGUCCUUCUCGCCCUCCAUGCCUCGAUUUUGGGAUUUGGAACAGAUAUUGGCGGCAGUAUUCGGAUCCUUCAGCAUAUGUUAGGCUUAUAUGGGCUGAAACCGAGUAGCGGCCGUUUGCCCUACUAUGGCACCGCCGUCUCCACGGAGGGUCAAGAACACGUUCCGUCCUCUAUCGGGCCCAUGACCCGCGAUCUCUCGUCCAUAAUAUACAUCUCCCAACACCUCGCGAACUCGCAGCCAUGGGCCCUCGACCCGCGCUGCGCCCCGCUCCCCUGGCGCAACGAGGUCUUCACCGAAAUCCAAUCACGCCCCCUCGUCAUCGGCCUCACCCUCGACGACGGCGUCGUAAAAGUCCACCCCCCAAUCCAGCGCGUCCUGCACGAACUAUCCGCCAAGCUCCAAGCAGCCGGCCACGAAGUCAUCCCCUGGAACACAGACGGCCACCAAGAAUGCAUCGAUAUCAUGGAUACCUUCUACACCGUCGACGGCGGCGAGGAUAUCCGCAACGACGUCAUGGCCGCCGGCGAGCCGUUCCUCCCCCAUGUUGAGAGGCUCGUUAACAGGGGCAAACCCAUCUCCGUCUACCAAUACUGGCAGCUGAACAAGCGCAAGAUCGCCGCGCAGAAGCGGUAUCUGGAUAAGUGGAACUGGGUGCGCGGGCCGGAGUCGAAUCGGAUAGUGGAUGUGCUGCUCGCGCCGACGAUGCCGCAUGUCUCCGUCCCGCAUCGGUGCUGUCGCUGGGUCGGGUAUACGAAGGUGUGGAACUUUUUGGAUUAUUCGGCGCUUACGUUUCCUGCUGGUGAGGUUUGUAAGGAGAGAGAUAGACUUCCUGUUACGCCCUACAAGCCGCGGAACGAGCUUGAUGAAUGGAACUGGGGGCUGUAUGAUGUGGACACGAUGGCAGGACACCCGGUUAAUCUGCAGAUUGUGGGGAAGAAAUUGGAGGAGGAGAAAGUGUUGGGUGCUGCUGUGGUUAUCGAAAAGGUUAUGCGGGGAUCGUAA